Molecule: messenger RNA, 1935 nt
Organism: Candidula unifasciata
Lineage: Eukaryota; Metazoa; Mollusca; Gastropoda; Stylommatophora; Geomitridae
Source: the annotation of a GenBank genome assembly
AUGAUGCACUUAAAGGAUUUCCUCGUUCUGUGCUUUGUGUGCAUAUGCGGACUGUUGAGUCUGUCAGAGGGACAAAGCGGCUCUGAAAGCAAACAAAGGCCAAAUGUACUUUUUAUUGUUAUUGACGAUCUUCGUCCAACUCUUGGUUGCUAUGGAGAGCCACUUCUUCGAACACCAAAUGUGGACAACUUAGCAAGCAAAUCAAUUUUAUUCGAUCAGACUUUUGUACAGCAAGCCGUCUGUGGCCCCAGUAGGAUAUCAUUUCUGACUAGCCGACGACCCGAUACAACCCGAUUGUACGACUUUUACUCGUAUUGGAGAGUUCAUGCUGGCAACUACACCACGCUGCCUCAGCAUUUCAAGGAAAGUGGCUAUAUCACCCAGUCGGUGGGCAAAGUUUUCCACCCCGGUAUUGCUAGUAACCGCAGUGAUGAUUCUCCAUACAGUUGGACCAACACUCCAUAUCACCCACCUACUCAAGCUUACAAGAAUUCUAAGGUUUGUCCCAACAGAGACGGCACCUUAGGAAUGAACAUUGUGUGUCCUGUUGAUUUGGAUGAGAUGCCAGAGAAGUCGCUGCCAGAUAUUCAGAGCUCAGAUUUUGCAGUGGAGUUCCUGAAAAAUCUGUCACAGGCAGAAACAAACCAGCCUUUCUUCUUAGCUGUUGGCUUCCAUAAACCACACAUCCCACUGAAGUAUCCGAGGGCAUAUAAAAAUUUGUACCCGAUUUCUGAGAUCAAGCUGGCCAAGUAUCAUACUUACCCUUGGCGCAUGCCCCUGGUGGCCUGGAAUCCAUUUAUUGAUUUACGAGAUCGAGAUGACGUAAAGAAUCUGAAUGUUAACUUUCCCUUUGGGCCAGUGCCGGAAUCUUUUCAGCUUCUCAUGAGACAAAGUUACUAUGCUGCCACAUCUUACAUGGAUGCUCAGGUGGGCAAGGUGUUGUCAGCAUUAGAGACCAAUGGCUUCUCAAACAAUACUAUUGUGACCUUCAUCGGCGACCAUGGCUGGUCGCUGGGCGAGCAUCAGACAUGGUCCAAGUAUAGUCUCUUUGAAGUGGCUGUUCGAGUCCCUUUUAUUAUGUACAUCCCUGGUGUAACAUACACAAAAACAAACAAGGAUGAAAAAGUAUUUCCAUAUUUUAAUAUCCUGAAAGCUAGCAAGAGUUUUUCAGCAGUAAAAAAUGUUGAGGAUAACAGCAGUAUUUUAUUUACAAGCGAAUACAGUACACCCUUGCAUGGGACAACCAACACAAACCAGGGUAAAGUGACCGCACUAUCCGGUAAAGAGGUGGCUCCGAACUGGCAGUUUGAACCCAGAUAUAAAAGUUCAGACUUUGUGGAACUUGUAGAUCUAUUUCCAACAUUGGCCGAAGCAGCUGGCCUGCCCACACUACCUCUUUGUCCACCGAAUCCGUUUAAAACCCGGUUGUGCACUGAGGGAGUCAGUCUGGUGCCAUUAAUUAAGAACAUUACUGGGAGUGCGACAGAUACAAAGACAGGUGUGAAUGUUGAGGAUAGGUCCACCUUACCAAAAUCCGCACCAAAAGAUAAUUCAGCAUUUCUUCUGGCUCGGAAUUGCUCAGAUGUGUUCAUUCCGGCUACUUCUAAGGAUUUUCACUGGAAGAGUGCUGUAUUCAGCCAGUAUCCACGUCCAGCUGCUGUACCUCAACAUAAUACAGAGCUACCUCAUUUAGCUGAUAUUCGGAUUAUGGGGUAUAGCAUGUGGACACCGGAAUUCCACUAUACUGAGUGGGUGGGCUUCAACCCCAAAAACUAUACAAUAUUCUGGGAUGAUGAAUAUGCUCGUGAAUUGUACUUGAGAUCAACGGACCCGUAUGAAAUUAAUAAUGUUGCCGUUCUGGAGAGAUGCUUUCCUUUAGUGGAAAUGUUGUCUGAGCAGCUUCAUCAAGGCUGGAGAGGAGCACUGCCGAAAUAG